AUGGGUUUAUCUGACGGCCUUGUCAUCCUCAUAUGUGUCCUGGUGGCCGGUCUCACCGUCGCGGCAGGCGCAGCACUUCAUCAAGUGAUGGACCGAAGGCGAACCAGCUCUGGUGGGGAUGGAGAAGGGAUAUUGCCCUUCACAAAUGAACAGGAACAUUAUAUGAGGCAAGUUCGGUCGAGGAACUAUGCCCAACUUUUUGGCGGAAGACAGCCAGCGUAUUAUCCUCCCCCCGAGACCACCGUUACCACCACGACGCACGCUUGA
Molecule: messenger RNA, 267 nt
Organism: Exophiala spinifera
Lineage: Eukaryota; Fungi; Ascomycota; Eurotiomycetes; Chaetothyriales; Herpotrichiellaceae
Exons: 1
Coding region: 1-267 (88 amino acids)
Source: RefSeq, a predicted model, not a curated record